This is a messenger RNA of Microplitis demolitor, 1799 nucleotides long. Its product is annotated as calcyphosin-like protein. Gene Ontology annotation, molecular function: calcium ion binding. The coding region runs from base 366 to 1007 and encodes 213 amino acids. The record is from RefSeq and is a predicted model, not a curated record. The transcript is spliced from 5 exons. Lineage: Eukaryota; Metazoa; Arthropoda; Insecta; Hymenoptera; Braconidae.
UUACAUGUAUUGAGUGUACUUUUAUUUAGUUUUUUCGUAUUACAUAGAUUUUACUAUAGUACAAUAGUCUGCACGUAGCAUCAGUGGUAGCGGUAAUAGUAAAUAGACAUACAUAUAUAUACAAAUAUAUAACACGAGUAGAUGUAAAGGUGGGCUGGAGGUGUGCUCUACCUUUUAUUCACCAGCAUACUUAGUUAUAUUGUCACUUUCCAUCCGGUUGGUCGCAGUAUCCUCGUUAUCGUCCCUCUAAUCAACUCAAAUCUCUGGCGCCUAUUAAUUUUUAAAUUUAAAUUAAAAGUUUAGCGGUUCAUUAAGUGAAGUUGAAACUAAAUUACUGUCAAACUGUUUCGCAAAAGAUUCCGAUAAUGUCCAACAGACCGGUGAGCGCGACGACGAGACAGGAGGCGGAAAUGAUUAACAAGGCCCAGAGGGCCAUUCAUACCGCCGAAGAUUCUAUAGAGAAACUUCGGCUGCUCUGUUUAGCCAGAGGUGCUGGGGGUAUUCUUGGGCUGGCAAGAAUAUUUCGUCGCAUGGAUGAAGAUGGUAAUAAGCAGUUGACCAAAGAAGAACUUGUUGAGGGAUUCGAGGCCAUGAAUUUUGAAUUCGAAGACGAAGAAAUUGAUCAGAUGAUCGCUAAAUUGGAUACUGAUGAAAGCGGGACUAUUGAUUUAAAUGAAUUUAUUACUGCGAUUAGACCUCCGAUGUCUGAGAGCCGUAUAAAACUAGUCGAGCAAGCGUUUCAAAAACUUGAUAAGACUGGUGACGGAGAGAUAACAGUUGCUGAUCUCCGCGGGGUCUACAAUGUCAAAUGUCAUCCAAGAUAUAUAAGCGGCGAGGAGAGCGAGGAGAGUAUCUUGAAUAAAUUUUUGGGAAACUUUGAGCAAGAGAGUUCUAAAGACGGUGUCGUAACCAUGGAAGAAUUUAUGAAUUACUACAGUGCAAUAAGUGCUAGCAUUGAUCACGAUGCAUAUUUUGAUCUCAUGAUUCGCAAUGCCUACAAAUUAUAAAUUAAAAAAAAACCCAAUAAAAUUGUCGGAUUCAAAUUUGCCGCGCUAAUAAAUUUUGAAAAUAAAUUACAUACUAAUUUAAUUAAAAAUAAUCGCGCCUGCGAAGUAAAAUUAUGAAACUGAAGGAAUUAAAUUUUUUUAAAUGAAAUAUUUAUUAUUUAAUUAGCGCAUGCCCACGUGUUCAUAUAAAAUACAAAUUUCAAGUAUUUUUUUUUUUAUAAAUAAAUCAUAAAGCUUUUAAUUAUCGACAUUCCAUAAAUUAAAUCGUACUUAUACUCUCAUUGUCAGUUAAUUAAAUAAAUUUUUCAUCCACAGCUUAAUUAUUUACAAAAUGUAUUAAUUAAUUAUUUAUUGUUUAGAGACUAGUGUACUGUACUCUGAUUACAAAUAAAUAAUUAGUAAAAAAAAAAAAUAAAAUAAUAAUUUUAACUGGAAUGAAAUAUCAAUAGAAAAAUAAUUAAACUGACGUAAUAAUAAUUUUGAAAACCGGAAAAAAAUGUCAAAGGUGUUUGCGUUGCACAAUUCUGUAAUAUAAAGACUUAUUUUAUCAACUAAAUAAAUCCGGUCAUUCAACUGUAACUUAAUACUUUUAAAAUUUAUAUAAUAACAAGCAUGAAAUAUUUAAUUAUAAUAAUAAUAUUUAUUUAAUUUGAUAAUUAUUUCUCUAUAAAAAAAUAAUAAAGGAAAAUAAAAUAAAUUUCUGUUUUGAGAGUAAGGAAAUAAAAAUAUAUGAAAGUUAAAUAUAUUAAUCAUUCAAAGACUCAAUUAGUGAUUAAUUAUAAUGAACAAGAA